CGUCAAGGAGUGCCGUUACAAAGGCAAUACGCCCGACCAACUCAACUCAAGAAAACCGUCCGCGUCCCAAGACCGUGUUCUCGGCCACCGACUGUGACAGCUAUCUGUGUGUACCCCAUGCUGCUGCUGGAAACAAGUGGACGACCCAGCCACCCCUGCAAUGGAACAAGAUCCACAUGUCCCUGCAGUUGAACGAGUCUUCAUUUGAUGACCCACCUGACUUCCCAAUGGAACUAGACAAUUCACUUGACAACCUAGCCACACAAGAUACUGAACUGCAGCCAGAAAGUAAAGAAACUGCCAGCACAAGACCUAUUUAAACCAGCGUCUGCUAUAGUGGAUGAUGUUCUACAAGAGAUGGGGAAUGCACCAUGCCCUAGUCUGCCUAAGCCAGAGCACUUGGAAUGAUCAUGUGAGGGUGAGAGGUCUUCAUAUCAGCUGCUGAAAGGGUGUGCUCAUCUCAGUGACCCAGUGCGCAGCUGAAUCUUCAUGCAGAACCAAAAAUGAGUACGGUGAAGCUCAGUCCAGAAAGGUUACAAGCCAUCGAUAAUUACUUUUGCAAUUAUAGUUACAUUGAGGGAUCAUUUGCAACACACAGUGACCGUGUGUUGAGUGAUUUCUUAACACCGGUCAUUGAUGAUCUGUCACAUUAUGUGCAUACUUCAAGAUGGUGGAAACACAUUCAAACAUUUGAGCUGCAUGAGCUCCAGGGUAUGGCUCGAACCAUAGAUGAGAUCCUUGAUGUACUUGGGAAAUCAAGCAAAACGCCGGAGAUGCGUGCAAAGGAACAGCUCUCUUUAAUUUGCCGGCGACUGGAUGAAGUCAUUGGGGAGGAUCGCAUCGCAGCCGUCAUCAAGGAACGUCCCCUCAAGAUUUAUUGGGGUACUGCCACCACUGGCAAGCCACAUGUAGCAUACUUUGUUCCAAUGACAAAGAUUGCUGAUUUUCUUAAGGCUGGUUGUGAGGUAACAGUGCUGCUAGCUGAUCUCCAUGCUUACCUGGAUAACAUGAAGGCACCAUGGUCCCUUAUUGAGUACCGCACUCGUUACUACAAGGCUGUUAUAGAGGCAAUGCUGAAAGCUAUUGGCGUGUCAGUAGAAAACUUGCGCUUUGUCCAGGGACGGAAUUAUCAGCUGGGAAGUCACUACACGCGAGAUAUGUACCGCCUAGCUGCCAUGGUCACUGAGCAUGAUGCUAAGAAAGCUGGUGCAGAAGUGGUUAAGCAGGUGGAUGCUCCACUCCAAUCUGGUCUGCUGUACCCUGGACUUCAAGCCUUAGAUGAAGAGUAUCUAGAAGUAGAUGCUCAGUUUGGAGGAGUGGAUCAGAGGAAGAUCUUUAUGUAUGCUGAGAAAUAUUUGCCUAAGCUUGGAUACCAGAAGAGGUCACAUCUCAUGAAUCCAAUGGUGCCUGGUCUCACUGGAGGAAAAAUGUCUGCCUCAGAAGUUGACUCCAAGAUUGAUCUUUUGGAUUCUGCAGAUGAUGUAGCACGAAAGCUAAGAGGAGCAUCCUGUGACCCAGCCUCCCCAGAUAAUGGUGUGAUGGCCUUUGUGAACUAUGUAGUGUUUCCUGUGCUAGAGAUGCAAGGGAGACCUUUCCGGAUAGAUGGUGAGGUAUACUCAACCUUUGAGCAGCUGAAAGAGGAUUUCAUUAAUUAUAAGGUAUCUGGAAAUGAUAUAAAGUACUUUGUCAUUGGUGUCUUGAAUUCACUAUUGCAGCAUAUUAGGUAUGAAUUUUCAAAACCUGAACUCAAAGAAUUGGCAAAAUUAGCUUAUCCUGAUUCCAUAAUGGAUCAACCAACUCCACAGGCUAAGCAGGAAGGUGAAAAGCCUAUUGUACAUGAAAUGAACAUUGAUGAUCGAAUACAGCUAAUAAGUAGGAACCUGGUUCACCCAUCUCCUGACUCUCUCAGGACUGUCCUUACCAAAACUCCUCAUGUCUUGUGGUCAGUAUCUCUCACUCGGCCUCCUGAUUGUUGCAUAGUGAGUCAUGUGGCCAAAUUACGGGAUUUUCUUUCAGCUGGAUGUCGUGUCACUGUGUUGGCUUCUGACGUUCUCUCCCAUUUGGAUGGGUGCCAAGUCCCAUGGGAUUUUGUUUCAAAUAUUGCUGACUACUACUUAGAGUUGAUCAAGGCUACCAUGACUGUUUUGAACAUUGCAAUGGAGAAUGUUCAAUUUGUCAAAGGGAGUAGCUUCCAGGAGGAUAAGGAAUAUGUUCUUGACUUGUACAAGAUGACUGCUCUUGUCACUUGCAAGGACUCUAGCCAAGCUAUAUCAAGUGUAGUGAAGGAUCCAAACCUACUCUCAGCUCUACUAUAUCCUGACAUGAUGGCCUUAGAUGAGAAGCACUUGCAUGCUGACUUUCAUUACUGUAGUAGCAAAUAUGCUCCAGUAAUUGAGUUUGCUCAAAAGAGUCUUCCAUUGGUAGGAGGAGAACCAUGCACUCCUCUGAUUAGUGAUGAAAUGCCAUCAUUGUUGAACCGAGCUGCCUUGACUCCUGAUGAGGAAUAUAUUGGACUUACAGAACAAGAGUCACAACUAAAGAAAAAGAUCAAAUCUGCAUUCUGUGAGGAGGGAAAUGUCACCUUUAAUCCUGUGUUGUCUUUAGUAAGAAAUGUUAUCUUUCCUUGGCUAGAAAAAGAAAAAUUUGUUGUGGUGAGGACAGAGGAAAAUGGUGGUAAUCUGGAGUUUGAUUCCUUCAGCCCCUUAGAGGAAAUGUUUAGCCAAAAGAAAUUGCAUCCAGGAGACUUGAAAAAUAGUGUUUUGGAAUAUAUGAAAAAAAUUAUUCAGCCCAUCCGAAAGGCAGCAGAAUCACCUGCUAUGAAGAAGCUUCACAACCUGGCAUAUCCUCCGCCACCUAAGAAAGCAAAAGGUCCCCAGAAGGCAGCUGGUGGAGAUGAGUUUGUUCCUUCAAAAUUUGAUAUGCGAGUUGGAAAGGUAGUUGAAGUAAGAAGACACCCAGAUGCAGAGUCCCUUUAUGUUGAGAAAAUUGACAUUGGGGAGCCUGAGCCACGCACCAUUGUAAGUGGUUUAGUCAAAUAUGUCCCCAUAGAGGAGAUGCAGGACAGAAUGGUAGUGGUAUUGGCUAACCUGAAGCCAGCAAACAUGAGAGGAGUAAAAUCAGCUGGUAUGGUUUUGUGUGCCUCUGCAGGUGAGCCAGCAGUGAUAGAACCUCUGCAGCCUCCACAAGGAAGCAGACCAGGUGACCGAAUAGUGGCUGAGGGCUAUGAUGAUCCACCUGACCCCGUCCUAAACACUAAGAAGAGUGAUGCUCUAGCCAAGAUGUUAGCUGGCUUCAGGACUGAUGCCUCCCUGAGGGCAACAUGGAACAAGAUUGUUUUGGGCACUAGUAAUGGGCCUCUUACUGUGUCAACUCUAAAGGAUGCUCCUAUAAAAUAAUGCAUAGGGUGUAUAGUGGUUUUAGUAUAUAAAUUUUCAGACUGAAAAAGUUUACUUGUUAUGAAGAAAUAGAAAUCAAAGUAAUUUCUGGAAAUUUCUGUUGGUAUAUCUUCAUUUGCAUAUACAAGUGCCUUCUCAGUGAAGUGGUGAUAGUGAGAUAGUGAUGCAUCAUAGAAUGGGAUUAGAUGUAUAAAGGUGAAGUGAAAAUGGCAAAAAGAGAGGAAUGAAAAUCAUAACUUUCUGGCUUGGAUCACAUAGUGUGCAUGAAAUAAGAUGAAACAGUCUCCAGCCUUCCUCAUACCAAAACUUAAUACGUACAACUUAUUUUCACAUUGUUGGGUUGGGUCUUUGUGUCACAUUUUUUUAGUAGUAUUUAAUAAAUGUUUUGAAAUAAUAAA
Messenger RNA from Scylla paramamosain (green mud crab), 3793 nucleotides. It is a transcript of the gene TyrRS, whose product is annotated as tyrosine--tRNA ligase, cytoplasmic-like. Gene Ontology annotation, biological process: tyrosyl-tRNA aminoacylation. Lineage: Eukaryota; Metazoa; Arthropoda; Malacostraca; Decapoda; Portunidae. Gene Ontology annotation, cellular component: cytoplasm. The record is from RefSeq and is a predicted model, not a curated record. The transcript is spliced from 7 exons. The coding region runs from base 504 to 3395 and encodes 963 amino acids. Gene Ontology annotation, molecular function: ATP binding; tRNA binding; tyrosine-tRNA ligase activity.